CUACUUCCGACCUGGUGAAUAAUAUCAGUCCCUACGGCGUUGUGGUAAGGUUAAGGACAGCAGCCACAAGAUCCACUCUGUUCCUGCUGUGCAACCACCAGUUUGGAAGUCCCUCUUCUUAUUGUAGGCACCAUGAUGGAAAACACAUCCGUUCGAUUGCUGGUUAUCCUGAGUGAAGACAGCAGCGUGAGAAUGGAGCUACGCAACGGGAUUCCCGAUUCACUGGAAGAGUUUAUCGAUGAGGUCAAGAAUGCAUGUGGAUUAGGGGGAUUCAUAAGGUUCCAGUACAAGGACACAGAUUUUGGGAACACAUUUGUUAAUCUGACCUCUACAACUGUAAUUAAGGAUCUUACAGUUCUCAAAGUACUCCAGUUAGACCCUGAUUCAACUGUUGUCUUGUACGCACUUGAUCCCCCAGUGAGUAGCAUCCCUUUGGAUCGACUGGACAGUGAUGACUCCUCAGUGUCUGCACAUACACACGACACUUCCUCAGACUCACUAAGGACCCAACAGUGGCCACGACAUUUCCCAAUCCCACGCUUCUCCUAUGACACAGAAUGUCAACUGCAGAGGGGGAAUGCAGAGUACAUGAGAAGCAAAACUAGACUCACACCUAGCUAAAAAAUGCUGUCAGACAUACUGGAGAAAGUAGCUGAAAGUAUCUACGCAUACACACCAUACCCUGAAGAUUCUGACGUCAGUGAUGUUGCUGAAGCACUGACAAAGAAGCACCCCUGCCUGAAAGAACCAGGGUCUUUCAAUGAGAGCUAUGGUUGUAAGUGCAGGAUGAAGAUGAAAAUGGCCAACUGCAGGACUCAACUUAGGGCACACGGUACAUCUCCCGAGGUCACAGUGAAUUCUUUGAAAUCCAAGUCUCAAGGGGACUCCUACCCAGCUAAGAAUGUCAAGAGACCUAGACGAGCUGAGGCCAAUCAUUUUCCACCUUUGCCAAGUGGUGAGACUACUGAAAGCCUGGAACAAGAGAGGGUUUCCCUUUUGACUGAACUACAGAAAAAAAAAAAAGUCAAAUAAUAAAAGAAAAGAUGGCAAAGACGUUUGGAUAUACCGUAGACAAGAAAUAGUGCAUAAGCAGCCGAGCACUGAAGACAUGUUGGCAAGAUGGCCAGCACUUUUUCAGAUGGAAGAGAUUAAUGCUGAGUUCAUGCGGGUGACAACAGUUCCCUUGGAGACAAAGUUCUUAGCGCAGUUGGACAAGCACACGUCGAAACUGCUGGAGGUCAUCAGGAGCAAGGGAGGACGUGUGAAAGAGCAGACCAAGGCAACUUUGCAGGUUUUAGAUGAGACUGUGGACAUCACAAUUAGAAGAGAGUGCAUCUUCAAAUCUUUGAUGAUCUACCUGGGUGAACCUGUUCAUCACCUCAUUAAAGAAGUCCAGGAUAUGCAGGAAAAUGAAGACACCAUGGCAAUCGUCAGUGGAACUGAGGACAUUCAAAUCUUCAUUGAUGGAACAGUGGUCCUCAGAGAGGUGCCCACAAUAGUAACGGCUGUUGCUAUGUUCUUCGGGCUCACCUACGCACUCAACAUAAAGUAUCCCAAAAAACUGCAGUACACCCUUGAAUUUGUUCAAAGGGUCAAAGGGAGCUUGGUGGGAGAAAGAUGUCCCCAAAAAUGCAUCGGUUGGUUACCCAGCUUUGCAGCCAAGAGUAGGCCCAAAUGCUGUUUGCUGCUUGUUCAUUUGAAAAUUCAUGUCUUGAAUGCAUGUCUACUGUUUGUAUUUGAGAUCAGUUUAUCUGAAAAUGUUUCCUGGUUGCUGUUUGUUAAACCAAAAAUGUUUAGAAGGACCUUUAAGCUUGGUCUAUGUUGA
Pleuronectes platessa (European plaice) is the source of this 1825-nucleotide messenger RNA. RefSeq lists its product as uncharacterized. The transcript has 6 exons. NCBI's taxonomy places the organism in Eukaryota, Metazoa, Chordata, Actinopteri, Pleuronectiformes, Pleuronectidae. The coding region runs from base 1109 to 1825 and encodes 238 amino acids. The record is from RefSeq and is a predicted model, not a curated record.